This is a messenger RNA of Ramularia collo-cygni, 1617 nucleotides long. RefSeq names its product related to carboxypeptidase Y precursor. The coding region runs from base 1 to 1617 and encodes 538 amino acids. Gene Ontology annotation, biological process: proteolysis. The record is from RefSeq and is a predicted model, not a curated record. Lineage: Eukaryota; Fungi; Ascomycota; Dothideomycetes; Mycosphaerellales; Mycosphaerellaceae. The transcript is spliced from 2 exons. Gene Ontology annotation, molecular function: serine-type carboxypeptidase activity.
AUGGCGCUCUCUAGCGCCCUCUUAUUCCUAAGCUACUUCUUACCAGCAGACGCCUCCAUCGCAUCGCGACAUGCAGCAAAGCACAAGCAGGCCAUCACAAAGCGACAGGAACGCCAGCAGCCAUCGCGAGAUAGCACAGACAAUUACCUCAACAACAAGACACAGCCCUAUUGGGUGAAUGGUUCAGCUUUGCCAGAGGUUGCCUUUAACAUUGGAGAGAGUUAUUCGGGAUUACUUCCUGUUGAUGAGACCAAGGAGUUCUUCUUUUGGUUUGUUCCAUCGACUAAUCCAGCUGCGUCGAAUGAAAUCACACUCUGGUUGAAUGGAGGGCCUGGAUGCUCUUCUCUCGAUGGAUUCUUCCACGAAAACGGCCCGGUUAUCUGGCAAGCGGGGACGUAUCGUCCUGUGCCCAACACCUGGUCUUGGUCGAACCUCACCAACAUGGUCUUUGUCGAGCAACCUGUUGGCACGGGCUUCUCUCAAGGUACUCCGAAUGCCACCAACGAGAAGGACGUCGCCGACCAAUUCCUACCCUUCUGGAAGAAUUUCAUGGACCUUUUCGAUCUGCACAAUCGAAAGGUUUACAUCACCGGCGAGUCUUACGCCGGCCAGUACUGUCCAUAUAUCGCUGCAGCAAUGAUUGAAAAGAACGACACUACCUACUUCGAUGUCGACGGACUAAUGGUCUACGAUCCGAGCAUCCAACCUCAUGUCUCUAUUGAAUCAUCAGCGUUGGCAUUCGUAGAGUCUCACAAGAUUGACUUUCCCUUCAACGACACUUUCAAUGCCUUCAUCCAAAACCGCAGCGAAGCAUGUGGUUACAACGCCUACCUCGAAAACGGACUUCAAUUCCCACCAAAGGGCCCCUUCAACAAUCCUCCAGGUGUCAACUAUACCGACAAUUACGCUACUGAAGAUUGUCAGGUGUUCGAUCCCAUCCUCGACGCCAUCAAUCUGAUUAACCCCUGCUUUGACAUUUAUCAAGUUGGACAAAUGUGUCCCCUACUGUGGGACUCUUUGGGCUUCCCUUCAACGUUCUACCUACCCAUCGGCUUUGACCAGCCAUACUUCAACCGCACAGAUGUGAAGAAAGCAAUCCAUGCGCCAGAAAAUACCGACUGGAAGAUUUGCGCCGACAACCCCGUUUUCAUUGGGGACGAUGGUGACACAUCUCCAGAAUCCGGAUUGACCGGCGGUCCCCUCCAAAAGGUGAUUGAGAAGACAAACAACGUCAUUGUCGGCCACGGUGAUCUCGACAUGGUUCUCAUCGCCAACGGAACAUUACUGACGCUCAACAACCUCACUUUCAACGGCAUGCAAGGUUUCAGCCAGCCACCCACCGAGCCCUUUUAUGUUCCUUACCACGAUGACCCAGUGGAGGGAAGCAUCGCAGGCGCUGGAGUUUACGGUGGAUACGUCACAGAGCGAGGGUUGACGUUUGUGGUCAUCAUGUUCUCGGGACAUGAAGUGCCAGAGUACCAGCCCAGUGCGGGAUAUCGGCAUUUGGAGUUUUUGCUGAGAAGGAUUGGGAGUUUGAAGGAGGUUAGUCCCUUCACUACGCAGCCACAUGUGGUGCAGCCGAAUGUGACUUUGGGACGUGGGACUUGGUGGAAGUAA